Molecule: messenger RNA, 2793 nt
Organism: Didymodactylos carnosus
Lineage: Eukaryota; Metazoa; Rotifera; Eurotatoria; Philodinida; Philodinidae
Source: the annotation of a GenBank genome assembly
UGAUGAUAGUGUAGAGAUCUUUACAGGGUUUCCUGAGGAUCUCUGGUGAUUUUGAAGGGGGUUAGAAUCGACAAAACCUCUCAACCCAUUCUGCGUUAUCAGAAGUGACUUUGAAGCAAAACUCGCGAAAAUAGGGCAAAAGGACUUGGAGACGUGCUCAGUAAAAAUCGAUUUUCUUAGUGAAGAAAAAGAAUUUCGAAAAAGGCUCUUUAUUAGUUUAAAGCCUGGUCUCUGGCGAAUCCAACCAUGUAAAAGUUGUGGCACUAGCUCCUUUGGGAAAGCUUGAAUUAGGGCCACAAAGUUUGAUGCACGCUUUCAACACGUACCGGUUUUAGACACCGGGAACAAUCCACUUUCGGUCCUAGAAGUCUGAAAGUUGCUUUUCUAGAUUCACUUUUCAGCGUGAAUCUGGAACAUUUAACCUGAAAACUCGAAACGAAAUCCAGAAAACUCAGGGUUACUUUUGUGAAAACGUCGAUUUUUAAUGUUUUGUAGAGUUUGUAGUGAAUUGAUCGCUCUACGAGAUGCGAUGAAUGUUUCUGGGGGCAUUUUUUAUAUAGACCGGAACUUUAAUUUUCUUUGAAAAAAACGCUUUUUUCAAACAGCCAUUUUUCAAUUAAUUGGCUAGCGGGACAUUCAGUUUUCACUUGAAAAAAUUCAAAGACAUAUGAUUUUGUUCAGGUUUUACCGAUUAGUUUAUAAAUUUUUAAAAAAUGACUGAGAUAUAGACAAAAUACUGAGGAUAGCACUUUUUCUGAAAACUCUGUUACACCUUAUUUUGUAAAUUCUUUAACUCGGUCAAAAUAAGUUCUGAAGGUCUACAAAUUCUUUCUUUCAUAACCCCCGUUUUGGUCAUAGAAUCCGAAUAUAUGAUAAAAACUGUUUGUCAAUAAAUAUCGGGUUACGGCAUUUCUCACGGAGUUGGCGAAACCGCUCUUAAGGAGAUCAAGUUAUAACAAAGACGGAGGUGGUUACCUCCACCCACACUUAAGAAUGGAAGAAGAUGCAGAUCCAUGUACAUACUUCGCCAUAUUACACUGUAAAAAAUAGUCGUAGAUUAAUAAACUAUCAAAAAGGGUUUAUUGAGAGACCAAUAAACUUUUUAAAAAACACUUUUCCGUUUUUUAUAUCCAAAAAACUAAAAAGCGUUCGUGACCGAUGCAAAAUGAAAAACGGGCGGUUUUUUAUCAUAAAUAAAAACCCUUUUCAGUUUUUUGUCGAGUCUAAAAUAUCAGCUAAAAAACUCUUCAGGUUUUUAGCUAGUUUUUUUAGACUCGACAAAAAACUGAAAAGGCUUUUUUAUUUAUCUGCAUAGGAAUGAGAAAAAGAAAAAAGUUAAAAUGAAAGACAUAUAGUUUGUUUGUUUCUCUAUCAAAUUAUUUAGUUUUCUCGUGUAAUUUUGGACCGUUUUAUUAUUUAUCUCCUGACGAUGCAGUCUUAGACUGUGAAAAGCUAGAGAGAAAUAAAAGAAAUGAAGUUUGAAUCUGUUGUUAUCCUUACAAAAUUUUCAGGCAAAGAAAGCUUUUAACGGACACCUGUCAUUCCUUUUUUCUUAUAGAAACCGUCACAACUUCUCCACGGUUACACAAUUUCUAUCAACAAGCCAAACAAUACAUAAAAUCAUUUAAUCUAUUUAAAUCGAUACCACCAUCAACGAACGAUCAAGAUAUACAAAAUGAAUUAAUAUCAACACAUCUGUAUAUUGCACUAUUAUUUACAUCAUUCGUUAUACUUCUAUUCUAUACAUCACUUACAGCAACAACACAAACAGUAACUGUCAAAGAACCAUCAAUUACACAAUAUACACAAAUCUAUGAAAAAUAUUCAAAAACUGUGUCUUGCCCAUGUUCGACGAUAACUGUUCCAUACGCUAAUUUCUUACAACUUCAACCAACCUAUCAUCAAAUAUGUUCAUCAGAUUUUGUUAAACAGAAAUGGUUUGAUUAUAUCGAAAAUUACAACACUGCUGCAGGUAACAUGGUUCUUGGGGGACUUGCUAAUGACUUUCUUUUAUCCGGAUCAGCCAUGAUGCAACAACUGAAAUCGUUUUGUCAAUUGUCACAAUCAACAAUUAUUGAUGGAAUGCAAGUGUUUUAUUCGACUAGAUAUGCUACUGCUACUGUUACGCCAUUCGAAUUAUUUUCUACAGAGUUUGAUAGAAAUAUCCGAUUAUUUAUAUCAACAACCACUAAUACAUUUAUAUCAUCAUUACAAUUGAUUAGGGAUACAACACAAGCUUAUAAUUAUACUUGUUCAUGUUAUAAUACAUCAUUAUGUAAAGAAGUCUCAGCUGUUUAUUAUGUAAAACCCAAUGAUACUUGGAUUAAUCUUGCAUUUGUUGUUCCUAAUUGGUAUGUGGGUUGUUAUAUACUGGAAUCAUUAUUACAAUCAACAUUAGAAUGUUUUUAUCAACAACAAUGUUUUGGACAAAUGCAUUUAUACUAUUCAGCACUUCCAAAUAUAAGCUUACUCAAUUCAUCUAUUGAAAGUAAGUAUCAAUCAAAUACAACUAUUGGUGAUAUUGUUUACCAAUUGAUGGUUGAACACUGGAAUCCAAAUGUAUCCUACGAUCAGUAUUAUCAACAAUGUCAACCAAAACAAUGUACAUAUACAUAUGUGCAACAAUUUGUUCUUAUUUACGUUAUAACAACAAUUAUUAGUAUUUUAGGUGGUCUUACAAAAGUGUUACAAAUAAUUGUACCACGUGGAAUCAAAUUGUUAAGAAAGUAUAUUUUACCAUAUGCUAAAAACAGAAAGUUUAAUGCGGUUGUUCCAGUUUCCGUCGGCGAAUGA